GCUGCAGCGAUCCGAUAGGGAGAGAGAGAGAGAGAGAGAGAGAGAGAGAGAGAGAGAGAGAGAGAGAGAGAUCUCCGACGUAACGGGAGGCGAUGAAGAACACGGCCACCGGGGAGCAACAUCCGUCGACGCGACGGUACAGGGGCGUGCGGCUGAGGAAGUGGGGCUCGUGGGUGGCGGAGGUGCGGUUCCCCAACAGCCGGGAGAGGCUGUGGCUUGGCUCCUACCCGACUCCUGAGCAGGCGGCGAGGGCCUUCGAUGCUGCCGUGUACUGCCUCCGUGGGCCAGGCGCUGCGCUCAACUUCCCCGAACAACCGCCCCACAUACCCUCGGCCAGUACGCUGAACCGGGAGGAGAUACGGGCCGCAGCCGUACGGUUCGCUCAUGACGUGCCUAGGCGGGCUGAGGAGGCACAAGGCGGUGGUGGAGAGGCAACGACUGGCGUGGUGUCUCCAGGGGAGGCGAACUCGCGAGCAAUGGCGGAGUCGAUGGAGGUCUUCCCGGCGUUUUACUUCCCAGGAGUAUCGGGGUGGUCGAAUGAGGAGGAAGAGGAUGUUUGGGCUGCUGCCGCUACUGCUUCUAUCGAUGACAUUUAUAGAUCAUCACCUCUCUGGAACUUUUGAAGCCCAUUCUUCAGACGGAAACGUCGAUAUAUUUAUAGUGUGUGUGCAUCUAAACAAUUUUGGAGCUUGAGAACCAAUGUUUUGCGAACAUACUCGUAGAUUUCAGAAGAGAUGUAGCAGUGUCUCUUUGUCUGUCGAACAUGCUCCUUCUGCUCAUGAUACAUCUGAGAGUACUAAUUAGUAGACAAAGUGGGGUCAAAAGCUCUACAAUUGUGCGACUCAAAAGGGACCAUAUACCAAUUCCCAAAAGGACACAUUGCUCGCGUCUGCAAGUGUUAAUAUUAGAAACCGAAACACGCACAUGGUCUGACUCCGGCGACAGGUGGCCGCGGUAUGCAGGGGAAGAAGAAGAAGAGGUGACUUAAUGGACAAGAAGUGUGAAUGGAGAACAUUGACAUGUGUAAUGGUUUAGAGAACAUCUCAUUGACUCGAUUUCUGUGGUCACUUAAUUACCAUUUGCUCCAAAACAUCACGAGAACAAGACUUCUGACCUCAACACCCCGAGCUUUCCAUCAUCGCCGCUCCGUCGCAGGCACAAAUCGCAAGAAUCGGUCGACGAUUCAGGAACGCUAAUUCCUGACGCGAGGGAGGCUGCCACACCUCACGGCUGCGGAGCUUCUGCAGGGGGUUGGACGGCAUCGCAACCCCGCUUCCUGGACGUCAUAGGGAGGCGGAAUCGCCCGCUCUUCGCGCUCCUCCUUUGAGAGGAGCAGGCGAGG
Musa acuminata AAA Group (dessert banana) is the source of this 1342-nucleotide messenger RNA. RefSeq names its product ethylene-responsive transcription factor ERF017-like. The transcript has a single exon. Gene Ontology annotation, molecular function: DNA binding; DNA-binding transcription factor activity. Lineage: Eukaryota; Viridiplantae; Streptophyta; Magnoliopsida; Zingiberales; Musaceae. Gene Ontology annotation, biological process: regulation of DNA-templated transcription. The record is from RefSeq and is a predicted model, not a curated record. Bases 93 to 623 code for a protein of 176 amino acids.